This is a messenger RNA of Drosophila virilis, 2882 nucleotides long. RefSeq names its product squeeze (gene sqz). Gene Ontology annotation, molecular function: DNA-binding transcription factor activity, RNA polymerase II-specific; RNA polymerase II transcription regulatory region sequence-specific DNA binding. The record is from RefSeq and is a predicted model, not a curated record. Gene Ontology annotation, biological process: regulation of transcription by RNA polymerase II; embryo development. Gene Ontology annotation, cellular component: nucleus. Lineage: Eukaryota; Metazoa; Arthropoda; Insecta; Diptera; Drosophilidae.
UUGAGUGAUUUUUUUCAGUCGAGUUUUUGCCAUCGAACCGAACGGUUCUUCUUCUUCUCACCCGUCUUUUUUGCGUUUUUCGUUGUGAUUUGUUGUUCGCGCACGCACAGCAUGUAAACAACGCGGGGCGAAAGAAGUUCAUACCAAAUCCGAAACUAGCGUGCUGUGAAUCGCACGACCUUUCCGUAGCCCAUCACUUGUAAUUAAUCGAGGCGCCAAAAUUAAGUCGCGCCAAAUUCUGCAAAGAAAAGGGGCAGCACAAGUGCAAAAACACAAACACGAACACUAGUGUGCGUUGGUGUGUGUGUAUAUAUUUUUGGCGUGCGCGGCCAUUUUUUUCCUUAGCUCUCAAGUGUCUAUUUGUAUGUGUAUGUGUGCUUAGUGUACUCGAAAUUCGUAAGAGGAGAAACCGUAAAAAGUGCAAAUAGACCAAAUUUAACAAAAAGAAAAGAGAGUUGUUUACCUGGCGAGGUAAAUGUGCGUGUAAUACGCUGAUAUUAAUAAAUCCCUACGCCAAAGAUUCAUGCUACUGCUCUCAAUGCAGCACGGAAACUGAAAACGUGAAUUCAGGAAACGCGGGCUUAAGAUAGAAUUACGCGACGCAAAUAUCUGCCCGCUACUCCCCCUCACUUAAAGGUCACGCAGAACACGUGCUUUUACUACGAAAAUAUCAACAGAGCCGAGCGCGAAAAAAAAGGAACGCAACAACGUGAGCCAUUUCCAAUUGCACAAAAGGUAUAAAAAAAAACACAAAAAGAAGUUGUGUAAGCCGCUGCGGGGCCAAGUGUCGGUUUCAUUUUAGCCGCGAUCGUCGCCCGGCUCGGUCCCGCUGCCCGUUGUUUAAUAUUUGGUAGAGCAUAGCUUGAAGGCCCCAAUCUGGACGCUCGCACCAUCGCCUAUCGACCCCUGAACCUGGGCGGGCAGCCGCUUAUGGCCGAACUGCCAACGACGCCAAACGGCGCUGCCCUCGGGGCUGGUGGCGAUUAUCUGCAUCGCUCCAUCGAUCAGCUGCGCACCCUUAGCCACCUGACGCAGGCGGAUUUGCGCACUGCCCAGCUGGUCCACGACUACAAGCCCUUCAAUAUCAGCGAAUUCCGUCAGAACGUGGAGCGUUUGGACUAUUCCCUAAAGAACGGCCUUGUCCAGCAGCAGCAGCAGCAAAUUCUUGUCGAGCAGCAGCAUCAACAGACGCAUCAGCAUGAUUCCGACCAGCAGCAGCAGCAGCAGCAGCAACAGUUGCAUCAUCAGCCGCAGCUAAAGGGCAAUUAUAGUGCGCCAAGCUCGCCGCCAACGCCCACACAGCUCAGCGAGCAGCAGGAGCAAAAGUACGAUCCAAGUCGUUCGCCCUCUCGACAACAGGGCAGCAAUGGCAGCAACGGCUCAUCGCCGGAGGAUCAGCGACAGGGUGGCGAGCAGACGAAGCCGUACAAGUGUGCCUCGUGCAGUAAAUCCUUUGCCAAUUCGUCGUAUCUGUCGCAGCACACGCGCAUUCAUUUGGGCAUCAAGCCGUACCGCUGCGAGAUUUGCCAACGCAAGUUCACGCAGCUGUCGCACCUGCAGCAGCACAUACGCACCCAUACGGGCGAUAAGCCGUACAAAUGCCGGCACGCCGGCUGCCCCAAGGCGUUCUCCCAGCUGUCGAAUUUGCAGUCGCAUUCGCGCUGCCAUCAGACGGAUAAACCGUUCAAAUGUAACUCGUGCUACAAGUGCUUUGGCGAUGAGGUGACGCUUCUGGAGCACAUACCCAAGCACAAGGACUCCAAGCAUCUGAAGACGCACAUUUGCCAGCUGUGCGGCAAGUCCUACACGCAGGAGACAUACCUGCAGAAGCAUUUGCAGAAGCACGCUGAAAAGGUCGAGAAACAGCAGCAGCGUCACACGGCGCCCCUUACCAAUCUGCAGCAGCACGUGCCCGCCGGCGGCAUUGGUCUCAAUUUGCAGCGUCAGGCCAUGAACGAUGCCAAUGCCGCGUACUGGGCCAAAAUGGGCGCCGAUAGCGCCGCCGCCACACUGGCGGAGGCCAUACAGCAGCAGCUGCCGCAGGCUAAUGGCAGCUCCUAUGCGAACUUUGCGACACUCCAACAACAGCAUCAGCAGCAGGAACUGCUGCAACAGCAUCAUCAGCGUUUGGCCAACGGCGGCGGGGAAACGCCCGGCCAUUCGCAAAGUCCCCACGACGAAGCCGGCGAGGAUCUGGUGCUGCGCCAGACUACGCCACAGCAUCAUCUACAGCAACAACAACAGCAGCAGCAACAGCAACAACAGCACCAACAGCAACAGCAGGCAUCGCAUUCGCAUUCACCCGGACCGGGCGCCUCGGCCUUUACGCCGCUAAGCGCCGCAGUUGCACCACCGGCCUCGCAUCUGCAACAGCAUCGUGCACCGCCUUCAGCCACCGCUGCCUACCUGUACCAGCAGAAUGCCGCAGCCGCUGCUGCCGCAUUUCCUACGCAGCUGAUUUCGCUGCAUCAGAUACGCAACUAUGCACAUCAGCCUGGUGCCGGGCUCAUACCCAGCGAUCACUUGGCAUUAGGUCUUAGCGCCGUCGCCAAGGAGAAGGCUCAAUAGUAUCGGGCGGUUGGCCUCAAAAGGCAGCCAAAAGAGCAAGAGCUACGAUGACAACAACCUCUUAAGUUAAGAUUAAGUUAGGCUUAGCUAAGUCCGAUUUGGAUUGCUGUCAAUGCUUGGUAUUCGCUUCCAUCUUUGAUGUAGCACCUCAGUCCGUGCUGGCAAAGUGUGUGACCUAAAGUGUAUCCAGCUAGCUUGUAAGGGAUUCUUAUGCCAAAGCACGCUAUAGCCAGGGCGGCACUGCCGUGCCACAUCGAAGCAUAUUUACAGAUUCAAUAACCCUACACUGCCUCAAAAAAAUAUAUAGACCCACA